AAAUCCACUGGCUAGCCAAGUCCAAAACAAAUCCUAGGAGAUGGAUUAAGCUAGAGGAUCGAGAUAGGAUUCCAAACGAUUUUUAUAGUGCUAAAAAGAUGAUGAGGUGCUUCAGUCUAGGUUAUAAGAAGUAUGAUGUUUUUGUAAAUAAUUGCUUCUUGUAUUAUGGUGAAUAUGAAGGCAAAAACUACAUCACAUGUCCAGUAUGUGGUGAACGUUGUUUUAAGGAGGCACAUGUGCAGCAAAAUCAAUAUAUACCAAGGAAGUCAUUGUGGUACCUCCCAAUUACACAUAGACUGAAAAGGUUGUACAUGUGUAGAAAAACUGCUGAGCACAUGACAUGGCACCUUACUUGUGGUGGUGAAUCUGAAAAGAUUGUGCAUCCUGCUAGUGCUGAGGCAUGGAAACACUUUGAUUGCACCUACCUUGACUUUGCAUCCGAUCCAAGGAAUGUAAGGCUUGGAUUGUGCACAGAUGGGUUCACUCCAUUUGGACAUACAGCAGCCCCGUAAUAAUGUUGGCUUAUAUUUUUGAUUGUUUACAACCUACCACCUCCAUCAAUGUGUAUGAAACCAGAAUCCAUCUUUCUUUCUCUAAUAAUACAAGGGCCUCAAAGUCUAAGAAAAAAUAUUGAUGUCA
Messenger RNA from Rubroshorea leprosula, 639 nucleotides. The record is from the annotation of a GenBank genome assembly. Lineage: Eukaryota; Viridiplantae; Streptophyta; Magnoliopsida; Malvales; Dipterocarpaceae.